UCCAGGCAUUGCUUGUAAUCGUACACCGCGCUCCCAUUUUCCAGUGAUUUUCCUCGCCAAAUUCUCCGUGAGUUCGGCCGUCGGAGUUGUCGCCGUUAUUAUCAGCUUGCUGGCGGGAUUCUCGGGACUGAAUGGAGCCGGAAUUAAUGAUACAAUAAUGCAAAAGUCCCAUGUCGUUGGGGGAUAAGACAAUCAACAGAUUGGAGAACACCUAUCAUUAUUUCUCCCGGACGAACUUGCAUCUCAUUUAGUCCAACUUCCAGCCAGGUACUUUUUUCGGAUUGGUUGCCAAGGGGAGGAGCCUCAGAUCCCAGUGACCAAUCUAAUCACUGGACCCCAUGAUCAUGGACGGAGAAUCGGCCAACCAGCACAUAGUUGGCAAUGGCAAACUGGACCCGGCUGUUACCAUCUCCGGCGCCCUUCCCUCUGUGAGUGUGGCUAACGUCAUCACUGGCACACAGGAUCCCAUGGUGUCGGGCCAGAUGACCUUGAAGACGACCUCCAAUGCCAAGCCGCAGAGCGCGUCGGACCAGCUGCUGCUGGCCAUGCAGAGCGCCACCGGUGGUCAGGCCAUCCGCAGCGGUAUGGUAAUCAGUCCCACCAAGCAAGCGUUCCAGUCGGGGUUGAAAGGCCUCGGGACCACGAUUCCCGCAUCAUUAGGCAACUCCACCUCCACCCAGCAGCUCCUGUUGUCUCCGCCCAUACAGACACUGCAGUCACCCCAGCAGGUCUUAACCAACCAGCUGUCGGCAGCCCAACAGAUCUUCACCAUCCCGUCCAACAAUGCUACCGGCCAGCAGCAGGUCCUGACCUUGCCCAUCACCAACGCGGCCGGCCAGCAGCAGAUCCUGACUAUCCCUGUCAGCCUGGCCCAGACCUCGGGCGGCAUCCAGUUCCUCAUCCCCACCAGCGGUGGCCAGCUACUGGCAGCCAACAUUGGCGGGGUGGUGCCCACGAUGGCCAACGCCUCGACUGGGGCUGCCAGCCAGACCAAUGUCACGUCAGCUCUCGCAGGUCUGACGCAAACCACCUCCGUCACCUCGCUCAGCAAGCAGUACACCAGCAGCAGCAGCACCAGUGCCGCGGCUGCCGCACAGCCCGCCACGACUACCGCCGCUACCACCCCGCUGCCCUCCAUGUCAGUUCUAGCCAGCCAGACCGGGCUGGGUCAACUCCCGCUGCCCCAGAUGCUGAUGAAUGCCACAGGAUUAAAUUCCUCAGCGAGAGCCUUAGCGGCAGCUGGUCUAGCCACCAUGGUCAGCGCGCCACCUUUGACCCAAGUAGGUCAGCUGGGGGCCACCAACCAACAGACCACUGCCACGCCGGUCCUGACCACCACGCAGCGAGCGGCUGUGCCGGCCGCCGCGGCCAGCACCACGGCGGCCACCACCGAUCCGGCUGCAGCCGGCCUGACCAGCCAGCAGAUAGCGGCCCACGGGCUGGCUUCCACUGGCCAGCUGCUGGCCAGUCAUGGCCUCCCUAAGCAGCUCAUCACCACGCAGAGCCCCGUCAUCGUCGGGGCCGGUCAGGCCACUGGCGCGCAAGCGGCUGGCGUCCAGCAGCUCAUCGGUGGCCAGGUGGUGACGCAGGCAGUCGUCGGGAGUACAUUAGUCACCACCCAGGCCAACAAUCAGGUGACAGCUGCCCAGGUGAAAGCGCCCUCUUCGCCCACAAAUAACACAGCGACGGUGACGGGUAGCUCAUCAGGUAAAGCAGUUAGCAGUCUGGGCAAUACCACCGAGGUGGACGGUAUCAACCUGGAGGAGAUCAAGGAGUUUGCCAAGGCCUUCAAGAUCAGACGGCUCUCGCUGGGGUUGACGCAGACGCAGGUUGGCCAGGCAUUGAGUGCCACAGAGGGGCCGGCCUACAGCCAGUCUGCCAUCUGCAGGUUUGAGAAAUUGGACAUCACCCCCAAGAGUGCCCAGAAGAUCAAGCCGGUCCUGGAGAGGUGGAUGCAGGAAGCCGAGGAGAGGCACAAAAAUGGCCUGAGCCAGCUCUCCGACUACAUUGGCAGCAGUGAGCCCACCAAGAAGCGCAAGCGCCGAACCUCCUUCACCCCGCAGGCCCUGGAGUACCUGACGCUGCAGUUUGAGAAGAACACCCACCCCUCGGGGGCAGAGAUGACGGCCAUGGCCAACGAGAUCAACUAUGAGCGGGAGGUGAUACGGGUCUGGUUCUGCAACAAGCGGCAGGCCCUCAAGAACACCAUCAAGAAACUGAAGGCGGUCAACGAUGCAGGGAGCCCGCAGGAGACGGAUCCCAGUGAGACCGUUGUCAUCAAGACGGAAGAGACAUAUGCCUAGGGGGAAACAGACAAACAACCUCGUGUCCGGCCACCAAUAGACCAGAAGGGAUUUGUAUUACAGUGAACAAACACCCAUGCCAAAUUUCUUGCAAUGCUUAUAAAACAUAGAGUUUUCGCCAUGAGAAUCAACUUUCCUAGAUUAUUGCAGAGUUUGGAAACGUCCCCAGAAAAAUCCCAAAAGGUCCCAGAACUAAUUUAGUUCAUGUCCUGAAAAGCCUUGAUGAGGUCUGGGGAAAGUGGGAUAUUGUCGAGGGGAAAAACCCUCAGAAUGCGGCAAAACUUUGGAUUGAAAUGAUGGGAAAAGUUCUGGAAAAGGGCAAGUGGGAAAAAAUUUUCGGAAGUCCUUGAAUUUGCCACCUUUCCUGAAAAAUUGAGGAAAUUCUUUCAAACUUCUAGGGGAGAGUAAUUUGGGGAACAUUGCAGAGAAUCCAAUGGAGUGCCCUCCGAUCAUUUUUCUGAUUAUGAAUCUGUUUUCUGGCGCUACAAGCAUACGUACUUGUACCUCUGCGGCACAAGGUCCCAGAAACGGAAAAAUUGUCUUGCCAGAAAUUCCACGAAAUGUUAAUUGCACAACUGAAGAAAUACUGCUCCCGUGCUUCUCCGAUAAAGCAGAGCCGUGACAUUGUGCGCAGAUAUUAAAAGCAAGCAGCUUAGGUUCGCUAUUUGCGCUGGUACCCAACCAGAUGGUUCCCUACCAUCAUGCUGCCAUUGAGAUUACAAGAGGUCCACUGACAGUGGGACACUUGCCUCUCAAUUUCAAACCCCCCCCCAAAACCUUUUUGUCAUUCACGAACCACUUGUUUUCAGGGGCAGUUUCCAAACAGCCUGGCUUUUCCUGCCGGAUUUUGAAGGAGGUCUUGUUGAGAGUGAGAUGCCAGGUUUUAUGCCUUCAAAGCAGCAAGUUUUAUCUAGGGGGGGUGGUUAAGUUUGAAAUAAAAGAAAUUUGCCAAUCCAUAGUGCAAAAAAAACCCCGUAAAAUUACAGUUGCCAAACUUUGCCUUUUGACUUUUUCACAACUCGAAGAAUAACUCGAAUGGAUGUUGACGAGACCGAGCGAAGGCCACUCUGACUAGCCACAAAACUCAAGGAAUUCACGCACCAAAUGUUUGAAUGUCUUGCUGCAGCGUUUCACUCACCGUUUCCCGUGUAUAUAUUUAUUUUCAGAAAAGCUUAACAAGAAAACAAAAGAGAAGUCACUCUUGUCUUAAAAAUUUAUGUAUCUACGGAAAAGUCUGUCUGUCACCCCAGUUACCACCCAACAAAGCACCCGGUGUUGUAUUUAUUGUGUCUCCCUAAAGGGUGAUAUUUUGAAACAGUAUUAUUAACCAUCAUGUAUUUGCGCUAUUUUUCUAAGAUGCCCUUCAGAAUUAUAUUCCAGUUCGAUGGAACUUUUAUCACGUGUAGAUAUUUACGUUGCGCCUUUCGUAAUAUUUAUUUGUUUCAAUAUUUAUUCUGGACGUCCCUAGAACUUUCCUUGCGAAUAUUUAAUGAUAUGUUUUUGCUGAAAGCAAAUGACUCUUAAACAUUGUGACUUUUUAAUGGAAAGUAUCCAUUUUACGAAAAAAAAGGACUUUAUAUUUGUUAUGGACGUGUAUUUUUUAAGCACCAUGUAUUUAUUGCCUCCCUAAUGUCAUUUUAAAGUCAUUUGAGAUGCCAGGGUAAGUCAUGUACAUGGCUUGUUGUGAGCCCACUAGGUAGUAAUGAUUGCUUGAGAAAUUUCAGCAUCCACUGUCAGACUUGUUGACUAGAAGUUGUUUCUUACCGCAGUCUUUGUAGAGGUCUAACAGUGCUGAAUUUCGAGGGAAAAAAUACAGAGAGAUGAUUAACCCCCGCACAGAAAACGAGCCCGACACUAACCAAAAGAAUCCCAUUUAUGAAACAAUUUCCUGGAGCCUGUCACGUAUUCCUGUAGUUGGAAGGGAAGUCAGUUUUAUGUUUCAUGGUUUGAGCUUGUAAUGCAGACAGUUUUUCAUUUUGAAGUUCUCCCCCUUCUUCAUUGUCUAUUUUUUUUUUCUUUUCAGGAUUUCAAAAAAAAGUUUAACCUCAAAUACCUCAGUGGGUAUUUGAGAUUUUUCCUCCAACUCGUUUAUUUUUGUUUCCAAUCUGGUUGCUAAAGCAGAGCAAAUUUCACUUGUAAAUAUGACCAAAAGAUUUUUAAAUCUGUAACUCCAAAGUUGGAAUUCUUUAAUCUUUUACUCUGAUCACUGCUUGUCCAUAGUUUGUCUCGAACCUACCACCCUUUUACAGUGUUUGAAAUGUGGACAUGGCCAGAAUUCUUGAGGGUAGACUUCUUUUCUUUUGCUGCUUUUCGUUUAUCGUACUUUUACCUAAAUAACGCUACUUUUUCCUAAAAAAUGUUACUUUUUAAAACUAAAAACCUUCAAACUGUUUUUACAAGUGCAUGUUAUGUAAUGCGUGUAGAAAGCAUGUGUACAUGUAUGCACAGUUAGGGUCACCAUGUAUACGUUGCCAUAGAAACAUGUAAAUAAUUAUCUGGGUAUAUUUAUGACAAUCAAUUCAAUUUUUUUGUAACGAAAAUGUAUGUAUGUCACAAUUGUUUGUGAAGUUAAAUAGUUAGACUAGUGCUUUUAAACGUAACAGAAUUGUGUAUUGUGUGGUUUUUAAUUCAAAUGUGGAGAUGCGACUGAAAUUGUGUCACAUGACUGUCCACUGAGGUUGACCCGACUGCAAGAUAAUGUUGAAAUCCCCUUGGUGCAUUUGGGGGGGGUACCAUAUACCCUUUGUUGCGUUUUUAAGUCAUGCUGCUUUUGUACACAAACAAGGGUUAUUUAUUUUGGGGUAGUUAAGAAACUGAAAUCCAAAAUUUGUCAAUGAUGGGUAUCUGGGUAUCCUCUUUAAAGAUUUAAGUCUGAAAGUAAGUCAUUAAGUUACAUUGCUUUGGCACUGUUUUGUAACUCAAUGGCACUUGGUCAAGACGAUCUGUCAGCAAAUUUUGAAGUUUGAAAAUCAAAUUUCCGUUCACUGAAACUGAAAGUAGGUGAAGCCAAGUGCAGACGAGGCAUUGAUGUCUUGGGCUAGGGCUCAUCCCUGUGGCAAAGGUUUAAAGCCGCAUCCAUAAAUUUACCCAGAAAACCCAUAAAAUGGAACAGGGUUUCAUAUGCAGCGAGGAGGUGGGGAAGGGGUUCGUUUGGUGUCCGGUUCCAAGUUUGAAGCAUGCAGUGGUUUCAUGACCAUAAGACUUGAUUUGCAGUCGAGUCAACCUUACUUCAUUGAUAAGUUGUUCACCAGUGACCAUCCCAAUACUGUUACUGUCAUCCACAGGCCGGUGGAGACUGGGCCCAUGAGAAGCAUCUGGGUGCUCUUCGAACUUUGACCCUAAGGUUUCAUCCCAAAUAAGUACAUGUAUUUUGCAACAGCUUUUACCGCCCAAUCGGUUACCAUCCUGAUGUGUGUUGAGGCAAGUGCUCAUUACUAAUGUUCGCUGCCCUUCAGUAUUUCUGAAAAAAAAAGUGUGCACUGUUUAAGUGUUUGUACAGUCUUCUGUUUUAUUUCCUAGAAAUUUUUUAAAAAGUUGUCAGUUUGAAGAUGUGAUUGUACAUGUUUCAGUUUGGAUUCUAGCAAUCCAACAGUUGACAACAUUACUGCAAUUUGGUGCUUAGCUGUUAUGCCUUUACUACUAGAAAUAUGCCAGAGGAAGGGGAAGGAGGAAUAGAGAUGCUUUUGUGGGAUGUGUACGUAAUUGUGUGUCUUUGUCUUCUUCUUAGUGGCGCUGGCCUGGUUCCGAGAAUGUUUUGGCAAAUCGGUGCAGUUUCACGGAGAAUCAGAGUUAAGGUGCUCCUGUGUGGAAGCUUAAAGUUUGUUCUGGAGGUUGUUUGGGUGCUGUCUGAUAAUUUCUCAUUUUCCCUCAGAAUAAUUGACAGAGGGACAGGUUGUAAAACAAGUGUGUUGAGCUGAUGAUUUUUCACUUUGAACAGAAUUGGACAGUGUUCCGAAGAGAAAUCCUGAGUGAAAUUAAGUAUACAAGGAGUCAUUCCAAGCAAAAUAGGCUUCAAAAUUCUCUUCAAAUGAAGCCGUGGAACUGUUCAGAAAAAGUAGCUCAACCUGUUCUGAUGGACAUCAACUGCAUGUUUUACACUUCGUGUACAAUGUUGUUCCCUAUAAUAAUGGUUAAAGUGGAAUUUUAGGUUGCCGUAGGUAAAAUCGAAGGUACACAGUUUGGCAUUGAGUGAAAUUAUCAAAUAGAACGUGCUCUGGCCUUCCUUAAAAAUUGACACUGGAAGGACAAUUUUGCACAGGGUUUUUAAAAGAUUGUCAGAUGGUAUUUUCUUGGAUUGCAUUUCACUGAAUGUCUAUUGCUUUAAGAGCAGGUUCAUGGUCUGCUCGUACCAUUUUCAAAAUUUGUUCCAAGGUGGUACAUCCCUAAAACAUCUUACCCUAAAAACAUGACAAAGGUACAGAUCAUAUUUUGUCAGGGAAGUAGAUUUACCAGAAGAAUUGGGGGGGGGCCUUGGAGAAGGGUCGUACUUACAAGGAAAUUUGUUUUGUAAAUUUUGUCAAUUAUUCCGUCACUCUUUGUUAAUGGUAUGCUAAAGUUGUUGAUUUCUUUUGUUUCAAUGCAUUUCAAGAAGGAUGGGUCCAAGAAGAAAAAAGGAGGAAGAAAGUGGACAUACAUGUACUGGCCAUGUUGACCGAUCGGCAUCUUUCUCAAAUGUCAACUUUCCUCAGUAGUUCUUCCAUGUUUAGAUUUUAAAAGAAGAGAGGAAAAGCUCUGCACCUGUCUGUAAAUAUGAAGCACUAGAUGUUCUUUGUAUUCCUAAUGAAUUGUUACUGGAAUAACAAUCACUCUUUUUUUUAUGAUUUAUGGGACGAUAUUCCAACGCCUGUAAAAUAUGCUGACACCGUGCAUGCUGAUUGUAUGCACAAGUUUGUAUAGUUGGAUCCUCUUGCAAGAUUCAAAGCUUUUUUGUUCUCAUUUUUGAUGAAAAAAAUUGGUUUUGUUUGUCACCCACCAAAUUUAUGAAAGUAAUACUCAGAAUGCCUACAAAUAUUCAGAUGGGAGUACUUUUUGCUUCAUUUCCACAAAUGAUGCGAGGUACGUCGUUUGAAAACAAAACAAAACGAAAAAUGGAUGGAAUCUGUUAAGAAAAAAGGUAAAAUUUGGCAUUACCCGGGGAACCACGCGAAUAUGGUUGGCGGUUCACCACAACUUUGCUGGUGAAGUUUUUGGCUGCUCUCUCAAGUUGCUGAUUUUGGCUAUGUACACAACAUGAUCAUGUAAGAAGAUGCACAUUUAUAGUGAAUUAUGUAAAAAAAAAUUCAAUUUAAACAACUGGAUCAUUGACGAAUACUGCUUUUUUUUUUACCAACUGUGUACAAAGGAUAAUCUAAUCAAUGCUAGAAUUGGACCAAUAGGGUAGACCGUACUCGUACUGUUCUGUGUGACUGGAAACUUGUGAUCUGUGAUGUGGAACUUGUCCUUUGAAAAAACAAAGAAAAACGAAACGCUACAAUGUACAAAAUAUCGGUCACUGUCGCCAAUACAGAAACAUGCAUUAAGACAAGAUGUGCACCUAAGAAUUUAAAAGCAGGCUGUUUGACUAUCCUGACAAUUUCACACAGGCAUGCUCUAAAAACCCUACGGUACUCUCAGAUGUUGGCAAAUUUGUUCUAACAGAUCUGGUGUCUCUAACAAUGAAAUCUUCAUGGCUACAUCCAGUAGUAUAUUAUAAAUACAACUCCUUUUGUUAGCAUCCAGUACAAACAACUCUUGAUUUAUGUAAAUGUGAACCAGACAGCCUAUCCACUUCGUAAGUGUGACAUCACUUCAGUUUAAACACAUGCUCU
Acanthaster planci (crown-of-thorns starfish) is the source of this 8110-nucleotide messenger RNA. RefSeq lists its product as uncharacterized. The record is from RefSeq and is a predicted model, not a curated record. Gene Ontology annotation, molecular function: DNA-binding transcription factor activity, RNA polymerase II-specific; RNA polymerase II cis-regulatory region sequence-specific DNA binding. Lineage: Eukaryota; Metazoa; Echinodermata; Asteroidea; Valvatida; Acanthasteridae. Gene Ontology annotation, biological process: regulation of transcription by RNA polymerase II.